AUGUAUCGUUUGAAAGCACCUUUACGUGUCUUAAAAAGUAUUGUCGGCCCAACCACUAAUUCGAGUGGACCAUUAACUCGUGCCGGCUCCACCAUUUUUGUUAUUUCAAGGUCAAAGCAUACAGUACCGGACCUUCCUUAUGAUUACAACGCUCUCGAGCCUGUUAUUUCAGCUGAUAUAAUGAAGAUUCAUCAUGAUAAACAUCAUCAAGCAUACGUUAAUGGCCUCAACGUGGCUGAAGAGAAGUUUGAACAGGCACUUAAGGAUCGUGAUGUUCAUUCACAAAUUGCAUUGCAAGAGGCUUUGAAAUUUAAUGGUGGAGGGCAUAUUAAUCAUUCACUGUUUUGGACAAAUCUUGCGCCGACUAAGGAUGGAGGUGGCGAACAUCCUAAAGGUGCGCUUCUCAGCGCUAUACAAAAAGAUUUUGGUUCGGUCGAUGACUUUAUCAGCAAGUUUAACACAACUACUGUUGGAAUUCAAGGUUCUGGCUGGGGUUGGUUGGGAUAUAACAAAUCUAAUAAACGCCUUGAGAUCGUAACGCUUCCAAACCAGGAUCCAUUAAUUACUCACGUGCCUCUUCUUGGAAUUGACGUCUGGGAACAUGCUUAUUACUUACAAUAUAAGAAUGCUAGAGCUGAUUAUUUGAAAGCCAUUUGGGCUGUGGUCAAUUGGAAAACUGUAGCCGAAAGAUUUGCGACGGCUCAGUAA
Acaulospora morrowiae is the source of this 708-nucleotide messenger RNA. Lineage: Eukaryota; Fungi; Glomeromycota; Glomeromycetes; Diversisporales; Acaulosporaceae. The record is from the annotation of a GenBank genome assembly.